CUGCGGGCAGGGAAGGCUCUGCAGCAGCCGGCUCAUCCUAUCAAUGAGGUUCGGGGAGCCAAGGUGGAGGAUGGGAGGAGAAUGGAACUGUCCCAGCUCCUCCGUGAGAUCAGGGCAAAGUAUGAAACGCUCAUCUCCAGAAAUCAGAUAAAGACCCUCAUCUCAGCAAGGAUCCAGCUAGAAGAAGCCACCAUUAAAAGAAUGGACAAAGAUGCAGAAGCAUUAAAGGCAGCCAGAGCAGAACUCUCUGAAGCCAGACGGCAGUGGUACCACAUGCAGAUCGAAAUUGAAUCUCUCCACGCUGUGGAAAAGGGUUUGGAGCGUUCACUGCGUGCCACAGAGCAGCAGUACCACAUGCAACUACAACAUUUAGAGGCCGAGAUUGAAUGCUUAGAGAAAGAGCUACUGGACGUGAGAAGAGGUAUUGAGAAGCAGCUUCAAGAGCAUGAAAUUCUCCUGAACACCAGGAUGAAACUGGAGGAGGAGAUAGCAACGUAUCGCAGCCUGCUUGAGCAAGAAGAGAACAGGUUUCGUUGCCCUGCACCUGACCAGCCAGAUGACAAAAAGCCUACCACAAGCAAGACUGCCUUUACACUGCCUUCAAAUAGUGUAAAGAAGCAUGCAAGUGAGAAGAUGGAACUGUUGACAAAACAAGCAAUCCUAGAUGGAAAUAUUAUGAAGGAAAGCACUGAAGCUCACGGCACUGUACAGACAGAAAAAGUAGAUGAAGUUAUUAAAGAAUGGGAAGGUUCUUUCUUUAAGGACAACCCUCGCUUAAGGAAAAAAUCCGUUUCAUUGCGUUUUGAUCUCCACCUGGCAGCCACUGAGGAGGGAUGUUUACACACUAAAAAGAAAACUCUUCCUGACAUUGAAGUCAGGCUGGUAAUGAGGAGAUCCUGCAGUAUUCCUUCUAUCAAACCUUAACCUUCACCAAAUUCACCCAACGUUCAUCUCCAACCAGCUCUGGAAAUAAACUGCAGAUGGACUUACACAGCCUCCGGUCUCGCCACAACCAGGAAACCUUCCCAAGUACUUUGAUUAACACAAUAAAAACACACAAAUCUUUUAAAGGAAAGGGAGAAGAGCAAGGGAGUUAUGACUCCAACAAGCCUAACUUCUACUAGUUUUGUACUCUGGGUGCCGCCCUUUAAUUUUCUCAUUAUUAUUAUUUUGUAGAAUUUCACCAAAUAUUACAAAAAUUAAACUGUAACUUCAUACUUUGACAUUGUCUGCCUUUCUAGAAGAGAACUUGUUUUCUCUUUUUGGAAAUGACAAAUGCUAAUUUCAUUUUCUUAAUUAUUCAAUAUUGCAUACACAUAAUGAUGAAUCUUUGUAAUAGUUUAUACCACAACUGCCAUACUUCUUGAAAUAUAUUUCAAAUAACACUUUCUAACAGCAAAAAUUACAUGCAAAGAUGCUCUUAGAACACAGAAACUAUUAGCAAAUUUAGAAUUUUCUUUCACAAUUAGCUGGUAUUUUUAAGUUGUGGGUUUUUUGGCAACAACUGAGCAAAAAUGUCUUUCCCUUACAUCAUGAUACACACAUUUUUAAAAGUGUUGCUACAAACCAGUAAUACUUUAGCCAUAAUGUUCCACUGAUUUUGAAGCAGUAAUUUCCACUGAAAAUCAACCAUUCUCUUACAUGUCCACACAUAUCUGUACUACAACUUUCUUAGCCAUAGCAAGUAAAAUUAUACUCAUUAACUGGUAAGGAGUCAACCAAUCAUUUUAAUGCUGUUAUUUAAUUAAUGUUGUUUAUUAUAACGACAAAUUCCUCUUCUGACAAAUAAUACAUGUGAAUUAUGUUCUUGAUCUAUUACACAUAACAAGUCACUAUCAUGCCAGGUUACAACUAUUAUUCCUUCAAAUUAAAUGGAAAAAAUAAGGGCUACACAUUCAAAGUAAAAUUCUGCUAUACCCAUUAAGUGUCCCCCACUUCUACUCUAAGUCACUACAGUCAAAUACAAAGUACAGCAGAUGUUCUUGUGUCUCUGCACAGAAAAAGCAGAAAUCCAAACUCAGACAUACUUCUUCAUAACAUUAUGAAACAAAUUUAAAACAAAAAUUCAGACAAAACUGUAUUAAGAAUGAUUGCUUGUGAGGAUUUUCAAGAGGCAUGGAUGUCACAAACUAACGGAAAUCCCUGGGAUUGCAGGGCCUCAGAAUCUAGAAAAACCACAUACCAUAUUUGCUGGACUCAGCAGCAUGUAGAAGUGUCAGUAUUUGCCUCAUUACUUACAGCGUGUGUUACAAAAACUGAUCCUACAGAUUCUUUCAGUGUUACAUUUCACUUCUAUCUUUUGUUAAAGGUAGGAACAAGGUGUUUAUAUUGCCCACAGUUCUAUAUCUACUGUAUGAAGCUGCUAAUUAUAAUUAACCUUAAUACUGAUCUGGUGUUGUUAAUACUUGAGUAUUUGGCAUCCUGAAUGUAUUCGCCUGCUCUAGUAUUUUCACUAUGCAGCUUUUUUUUUGUGCUUCUACUCUGUACAGUUUACAAUACUUGAAUUUAAACUAAGUUCUAAUGGCUUCAAGGCACUUUAAAAAGGGAUACGAAUUUACCAAAGUAAAUUAUAGCACUACAAUAAAAAAGUAAUAAAAUGGAGUUUGCCCAUGCAUAUUUUGUGAGUUUUAAUGUCUAUAUGUUAAAAGGAAAGAAGUAACAAAGAAAUACAAAAUAGAAGUUGUAGAUAAGAAAAUCUGUAGUGCUGCAAAAGCAUGUGUUUUCUAAGCUCUCCUCUGCAAGUGGAAGGGCACGAAUUCCCUAAGAAUCUUUAUCAUAACAUGUAAGGUGAGUGUCCUCCUGCUACAAAAAUUACUCUUUUUCUGGCAAAUCCAGCAACCUCGACUAGAUCUAAAGUCCUUUGCUCCAAGCAGCACAAAGAAAUAACAGAAGACAGCAUCUAGCAUACAAAGAUUGCAGUCUGAGAGAGAAGCUGACAGGCAAAAAUAAAUAGCAGGCAAAUAUGUAACAGAAACUGAGCUUAAUAGAGAUACCUUUAAAACUCCUUAGGC
This is a messenger RNA of Apus apus (common swift), 3011 nucleotides long. RefSeq names its product keratin 222 (gene KRT222). NCBI's taxonomy places the organism in Eukaryota, Metazoa, Chordata, Aves, Apodiformes, Apodidae. The coding region runs from base 82 to 924 and encodes 280 amino acids. The record is from RefSeq and is a predicted model, not a curated record. The transcript has 6 exons.